Molecule: messenger RNA, 1081 nt
Organism: Diospyros lotus (date-plum)
Lineage: Eukaryota; Viridiplantae; Streptophyta; Magnoliopsida; Ericales; Ebenaceae
Product: ethylene-response factor C3-like
Exons: 2
Coding region: 175-726 (183 amino acids)
Biological process (GO): regulation of DNA-templated transcription; ethylene-activated signaling pathway
Molecular function (GO): DNA binding; DNA-binding transcription factor activity
Source: RefSeq, a predicted model, not a curated record
GACCCUAUUAUUUGUGCUCGAGGGAACCUUCUCUCUAAUUUCAAUACUUUUCACAGACUUAAUCACAAACUUUGCAAUCAUCUUCUUUGUUUACACAGAUCAGAAUCUCCACUUAAUUCGUUGGGAAUUCGAAGAUCAAGAGUUUCGAACAUUGAGGAAGCAAUUCCUUGACACAUGGAUGACCAUUUAUCCCCUCCAUACGUUAGGUUUGACUUCUUGCUUGAGCCUCCAUUCUCAUCCGCCAAGCUUCUUCAGCCAAACGAUUCUCUUCCACGUGAAGAAAACCCUAGCGUUCCUGGCGAGGCAGCCAAGGAAAAACCCCUGGAAACUAAUUCUUCCAAAGGAGUUGACGAUGAGGAGAUCGGAUCAAGCAUGAAAAGGGAGCCUCAAAAGGAGAACCAGUACAUAGGGGUGAGGAAGAGGCCAUGGGGGAAGUAUGCAGCCGAGAUAAGAGAUUCAACAAGGAAUGGGGUUCGAGUUUGGCUCGGAACAUUUACCACGGCAGAAGAGGCUGCUUUGGCUUAUGACCAAGCUGCUUUCGUGAUGCGAGGCCAAUUCGCUCGCCUCAACUUCUCGACAGACAGAGUGAAGGAGUCGCUUGUCAACAUCAAGUGCAGCUACGAGGAUGGAUCUUCCCCGGCUGCAGCCAUCAAGGAGAGAAACAAGAAGAGGACGAGGUUGCUGAAAGGAGGUUGGAGUGAAGACAGAAACUAUGUUGGUUUUUGAGGACCUUGGAGCUGAUUUAUUGGAUGAACUCCUAGGCUCAUCGUCAGAUAGCAUUAAUAUCGCUGGUACACAUUGAUUUGCAUCAUCUUCUUUGUCUGUUACUAUGCGCUUUCAUUGCUUUCUAAUGGACAAGUAGAUAUUACUGUGAAAUCUCAUGCGCACUUCAAAAUCUUUACUUUUCAAACAUUUCACUGUAUCUCAGUGACAAAAAAGGAAAAUAAAUACUAGUUGUGUUGAUUUAACAAAUUAACUUAUAAUCUGCAAAUUACGUCUAUCUCUUUCUUUCUUUUGGUGGAUAAAUAAAACACCAUUCAGAAAGCUGAAGGACGCUACAGCUUCAUUCUUCCCCAUCUGU